Molecule: messenger RNA, 708 nt
Organism: Triticum turgidum subsp. durum (durum wheat)
Lineage: Eukaryota; Viridiplantae; Streptophyta; Magnoliopsida; Poales; Poaceae
Source: the annotation of a GenBank genome assembly
AUGUGUAUCCCCUUGUCUACUCGCUUGGGAAUCGCCCACGAGUCCGCGGACGCGCUCGCCUACCUUCACUCAUCGACUUCGACGCCGAUCCUCCACGGGGAUGUCAAGUCCUCUAACAUUCUUCUUGACACGGACCACCAAGCUAAAGUGUUUGACUUUGGCGCCUCCAUCCUGGCACCAACUGAUAAGUCACAAUUCAUCACACUUGUACAUGGAACAUGCGGGUACCUUGACCCGAAGUACAUGCAAACCAACCUGCUGACGGACAAGAGCGACGUGUACAGCUUUGGGGUUGUUUUGUUGGAACUACUCACGGCCAAAUUGCCAUUUAAUUUCAAUCCGGAUGUCCCUGCCCACGAGAAGAGCCUAUCGAUGAUGUUUAUGUAUGCCAUGAAGGAGAAUAAGCUCGACCAGAUCUUGGAUAUUGAGAUCAAGGAUGGGGAUAACACAGAGAUUAUUAAAGAGAUCGCGGAGCUAGCGGUGCGAUGCUUAGAGAUGUGUGGUGACAAUAGGCAAUCCAUGAAGGAAGUUGCGGAGAAGCUUGAUAGUCUGAGGAAGGUGAUGCAACAUCCAUGGGUACAGCGGAACCCUGAAGAGACGGAAUGCCUACUUGGGGAGGCCUCAUCAAUGGCCAGCUCGACAAUAACUAGUGUUGCAUAUUUCAGCAUCGAGAAGAAAGUUGUUAACGAUCUGCAGUCUGGUCGUUAA